Messenger RNA from Hibiscus syriacus, 600 nucleotides. RefSeq lists its product as uncharacterized. The record is from RefSeq and is a predicted model, not a curated record. The transcript is spliced from 3 exons. Bases 1 to 519 code for a protein of 172 amino acids. NCBI's taxonomy places the organism in Eukaryota, Viridiplantae, Streptophyta, Magnoliopsida, Malvales, Malvaceae.
AUGUCGUCGAGUCAAUGCUUCAAAUAUUAUGUCAUCGAGUCAAUGUUUGGAGUAACGGCGAGAAAGCGAAGAAACUUGAAACCAAAACCUUUGAUCGUCGUCGUUGUGUGGCAUCAAAUAUCAUCCGUGGUUUGUGAAGGAGCGGAGCAGUUGAACAACGAAUAUAACAAGCCAUCUUUCUUCCAAUUAUUAUCCACCUCCGUUGAUCUGUUGAAGAGAUCUCAUCAAACUUUUUCGCACAAGUUCAAAUCCCUUAUCCAUCAAUUCCAGCUGCGAUUUACCCCUCCAAAUAUCGAUUUUAGAAGCAGUGGCAUAGAAAAAGGGGAGGAAUCCGAAAGUGUACGAGAGAACAUGAAAGAAGCGAUGAAGAAGAGCAAUAGAACAAGUGAAGCUACGCUUCAAGGAGCUGCCAGAACUGCUGCAAAAUCUGUUCACAAGACUGCUGAUAAGGUGAAGAAGAAGAAAAAACCGACCGUCUCUCGAUCUGAUAAUCAACAUGAACCUCGUGACGAGCUUUAGAUUUCUCACGAACUAUUCGGUUUGAUUCGAUUUCAAUGUGAAACUUUAGGUUUACUCUUACUAUAUCAAGUCAUGUUCAAA